Molecule: messenger RNA, 5556 nt
Organism: Arthroderma uncinatum
Lineage: Eukaryota; Fungi; Ascomycota; Eurotiomycetes; Onygenales; Arthrodermataceae
Exons: 7
Coding region: 1-5556 (1851 amino acids)
Source: RefSeq, a predicted model, not a curated record
AUGCGCAGAAGCAACCGAAUCUUACGAUCACACGAUGACGAAGGACCUUCCGCACAACUCACCUUCGACUUGAAGACGAUCGCGAAACGAUCGGCUGCUAAACGCAUGGGUGCGCCAUCAAUUAAACAAGCUGAUACAUUGAGAGAGCCGUCUACUCCUCAGAAAACCUCUCAAGCCGCAGGCGUAUCCCCCUCUUCCGCCCCGCGAGUUGAUAACAAUAGUGUUGAGCCUGCACGAGCUUCGAAGGGACAGCUAAAGCGGCCACGACGACACCAGCUGCAGAGAUUUAGAGGUGAUUCUGAAGAUAUAUUUGAUGUUCCCGCGCCUUCACCAAAUACUGAUGCGGUAGAACGGGCGGUUGUGGCAAAACCUGAACCUACGGCUGGUGCUGAGUCCAGUGAAGACGAGGCUAGUAGCUCGUAUGAUGAUUGUCAAGAAGUUGUCGAGGUUUUAAGAACACCAAAAAAGGUGUUUGAACUAUCAGCUGUGGUGGUUGAGAACAUGCCAAUUGAAAACAUCGAAAAGCAAGAAGGAGUUACUAAUGAUGGUCAUGAUACACUGGAAGAGAGGGAACAUGAGGCUAGCGGAGUGGAUGAAGAGAUAGCGGAGACUGACCAGGACAAGGAAGAUGAACCGGUCGAUUUGGUGACUAACUUGAAAAGGCCGAAAGGGGAUUCACUACUUAAUGAUGAAUAUGAACUUACAAAUACGGAUGUGGACGAAGACGAUGAUGAUUGCGGAGAUCUGCCAGAGUCUCCCGGGCGAACCGUAAUUUCGCUGCAGAGAGAUAUUGUCAAGGAAAAGCGAGACAUAGCGGGCUCAGAUGCAGAAAUCUACCUCGAGUAUGGUCUUCGAGAUGAUUCCGUAUUCUGGGAGGCUUCUAAAACAUUUGACCAAGAGAAAAAUUGGCGUGACCUUAUUCUAGAGGCCCAGAGGCUGAUCAAACAGGCCAAGGGCCUAACUGUCAGAUCUACAAAGAAUCUAUUCGGGAGUAUUUCGAACGGGAUUGAUACCUACAAAGAGAGAAUAUAUUCGCAAGGCAAGCGACAAAACUUCCACUCCGUUGAGACAGAACAAACUUUCAUCGCAGGCCUCAAAAGGCGCGUUUCUCAGGUUUUGAUUGAUCUAUACCCAUAUAACGCAGAUUUACCAACGAGAAUAGCAAAACUCACCUCUGCGGCUUAUGAGGUGGCGACGGACAUCCUCCCUGGGAUGGUCGGGCUGCUGCAGUGGUGUUUGGUUGCACAUUAUUCCAAUGACAGCAUCACCGCGGAAGGGAUAGACCAACUGACGCAGGUGUUAGAGUGCCUCAGCAAACUGUGCGAAGCAAUUCAGGCAGAGUCACCCAGACGAAACACGGAGCUGGCAGAUAAAAUAAGGACUACAAGUGUACUUGUUCGGUUUAUGUCUUACGUGUUCCAAAGGCAACAGCUCAACACGCGGCAGCCAGAAAUCACGCAGCCUCACGGAGGCUGGACCCGAAAUCUAGGGCAAGGCCACGAGAGCGCAUAUCCGGUUAAGUCCGUGGAGCCUAUGGUAACGACCCAUGCGGAAGCCCGUCCCUGGAGCAGGGUCGAAAGUGAAACUCUCUUUGACGCCUUGCGGAAGUACCGGGGACCAGAACGAUACGACCUGAUCCUCCUGGACAUGCGGGACGUCCUGGGACAUCGAAGUGCGGAAGAACUGAGGGAGAAGGCGAGGGAGACACGGGCUGGCUUUAUCGCCGACGUCACCUGUCCGGGCCCAGGGAUUCCCUCCUUCUUUGGCUCGCGGUCCAAACCUCCCGCCUGGAGAUCGGUCUCAAGGUUAACCUCCAAAGCCACCGUCCCGACUUCCGCCGUGGGGAUUGCUGAUAACUGGGCCCCUAUCUUCUUCUUCUCUGUUUGCUUUGUUCUUUGCAUUGUGCCUUUCCAGAGCGUUCUUACACAGGAGAACCCGAAGCUCUGUUGUAUGACGUCUGCAGAAGAUCACGUUCCCGCCGACGAGGUUGUAGAUGCACCAGUUGCGGCUGAGGAGCCCGUGACUGAUCAAGAAGACGCUCAUCAGUCGGUUCCAGCAAAUAUAGAUUCUCCUCCUCGAGAUGAGGUGCUGUCAGCAAAAGAGGACAUGGUCACCUCUCCAGCACGGAGCCAGGCAUCCUCGACGGACCCAAAACGUUCGCUGAUUGCUAGUGGCCCGAAGCGCCCAAGUGCUGCCGUCUCGACGCGAACUGCCAAACCGUCAGCGACGAUUGCCGGCCGACCAACCUCUGGAAGCACGCUGAACAAACCCCCAAUUCGCCCGACAGCGAACACGGCUGCCCGGAAGAUACCAAGUUCCGCGGCUUCUGGAGCUACCACGAAUGUUGCCCGCGCGUCACGUAUGUCUAUUGGUAGUUCGGCUGACGAACGGGCCAAAGCCAUUGCUAGCUCUGGUGACGAGUCUCGGAAGAGCGGGAUGUCGGGGACUGCAAAAAGAACGUCGUUAUCUGGUACACUCGGUUCCAGGACUACGUCUAGACCCUCAACGGCCUCUACCGACAGAAGGUCCUCCAUCACUCCUGCAACGGAGAGGAAGCCAGCGACCUCCCGUCCGUCCACUGCGACAUCGCAGACUCCAACAAAGGCUCCGCUGAGGUCCACGCCGACUUCCUCUACCACGCCAAGGACGACUAGAACUAUUCCUACAUCUACCAAGACGCCGGCUAGCACCGAUCCAGCAAAGCGACGAAUUGGAGCAACAGCUUCCCCGGCCACUGCUAGACGAGCCGCCGGAGCUCCUGCGCUCGAUGAGGGGGCGGAGAAUGACAAAAUCACGGAGUUGGAAACCCAGCUUGCCGCUAGUGAGGCAAAAUUCGCUGAAGCUCAGGCUAAGAUUGCGGAGCUUGAGAAAGCCGGCGAAGACAGCUCUAAACAUACGGAGAUGGCCGAAUCGUAUACACAGGAGAUCAAGGUCCUGCAAGGCAAAUUGGAGGAGCUAGAGGCCAAAUAUGAGGAGGCCAUUGUGCAAUCAAGCAAGGAUGUUGAAGAAGCUAAACGGGAAGCUACGGAUUUGGGAGAAUCUAAGAGCACCGAAGCUCUUAGUCUGCAACGCGCCGAGCAUGAUGUCGCUCUCAAAAACCUGGAGGCUGACCUUGCGACUAAGUCUGAGGCGGUCGCUGAGCUGACAAGCAAAAUCGACACUUUGAGUAAGGACUUAGACGCGGCGACAAAGCAGGUUGAAGAGUCAAAGGAGGCAGAGAAAGAAGCUACCGCUGCCCUUCAGCAGAAAUUGAGCUUGCUUGAAGAGGAACUUAGCUCAAGUAAGAAAGAUCUAGAAUCUGCCCAGGAGUCAUCCUCUCAAAACGCAGCAAAGCUCGAGGAGAAGGUUGCCUCUCUUGAGAAACAGCUGGAGGAGGCAAAAUCCGAGGCUGAAAAGGGAUCCGCCAAUACUGCCGAAGCUGUUCUCCAGAAGGAAGCUGAAAUUAAGGAACUGAAUGCAGCGAUCGAGGCAUUGCAGGAUGAUAUACAAAAGGCUCACCAAUCCAAGACUGAUGAGCUUGAGCAGCUGAGGGCUGAAUUCGACUCGACUCAUGAUCGUUCUUUGGCUGGACUGAAGGCUGAUCAUGACCGUGCUAUGGCUGAAAUGGCGGCUGGCCAUGAUGUUCAUGUCGCUCAGCUGUCUGCUCAACAUAAGACUGAACGCAGCGAGGUAGAGGCCGCGUCAACCACUGCAAAGUCGGCUUUGGAGCAGGAACUUCAGAACUUGACCGAGAAACAUGAAGCAGCCAGAGCGGACCUGAACAAGAAGAUUGAAGAUCUGACAGCCGAGAAGUCCAGCCUCAGUAGCCAGGUCGAGAACUCUCAAUCUAACUAUGAAACCGAGAUCCAAACCCUCAAGACCAAACUUGAAGAGGCCGAACAAGCCCUCGCCAGUGAGAAGCUCGCAGCUGAGAAGCGUAGUGCGGACGAAACCGCUGCCGGUGCCGAAAUUGAUACACUCAAAGCCACGAUCCAGUCUCUUGAGGCUGAUCUUUCAGAGCAAAAGUCUAUGGUCAAGUCACUGACAGCGGAUGUCGAAGCUGAAAGAGCUCAAGUGACUGGGUUGCAGAAGGUUCUUGAGGCAUUUGAAGCCGAUAGCAAGGACAAGGAUGAGCACCACGAAAAUAUGAACAAGAAGCUUAGCGCCGAAAUUGAGACCAUCAAUAAAUCCUUGGAGGAAAAGACACAGGAGAUAACUUCAACGAAGCAAGAACACGCCGAAGCUCUUGAAGCCCUUAAAACAGCCCAUGCAGCUGAGCUCGCCAAACAUGAGUCAGACGCAGCUACAUGGCAAGACAAGAUCAAGGGACUGCAAGAAGAGCAGGAAAACUUACGCACACUUAAGGAGGAAACUGAGAAAACCCACGGUGCUAAGAUUGAGGCUCUGGAAGCUGACCAUGCUCGACAGAUCGAGGAGCAUACCGCUAAAUUUGCCGCUCUAUCUGAAACCCACAAAGCCAAUGAAUCUUCUGCAAAGGAGCUCGAGGAUUCCCAUGCUAAGCUAAAGGAGGAAUUUGAAAAGACUCUUGCCGACACUAAAGAAAAUCUAGAAUCCACUCAUGCGAAGGGAGUUGAGGAACUCUUAGCCGCCCACGAGGAGAAACUGAGUAACCUCAAAGCUGAGCAUGAUACUACUUCUGCCGAGAAACUUGCAGCUACGGAGAAGAAACACUCAAAGGCUGUUGCUGAACUACAAGCGAAUCUUGACAAAGCCAAAGAAGCUGCUGCUGAUACUUCGUCCAUCGAUGCCCUAAAGGCUGAAAUUGCUGAGUUGAAAGCAAGUCACGCUUCCCAAAUCGACACCCUUGCAAAUGAGAAGGCAGAGUUAGAGAAGAAAGUUGAUAGUGUUGGGGCGACUGCCAAAGACGCAGAGACUGCUCGAGAAGACCUAGUUGCCAAGCAUGCAGAAGAACUUGAAGCAGCCAAAGCUGAAACAGCAAAGCAUAGUGAUGCCCACGCAGCGGCAGUUCUGGAAAUUAAAGCUCUAAAAGAGGUAGCUACAGAGAAAGAAACCCAUUGCCACGAGUCUGAAAAGAAGUUCUCCGAGCUCGAGCGCGAUAUGGCUGCCCUGAGCGAGAAGAACAUGGAAAUGGUUGAGAAGAUCCAGGACUAUGAAGCAACAGCCGCUAAAUCGGCUAGGAAGAUUCGUGAACUGGAAUUUGACCUCAAGGACGCGCUGAAGUCUGACGCUCCUACGUUAAACGGAUCCAGCAAGGGCAAACCUGGCCUAGGAGCAAGCAAGUGGGCCACAACGGAAGAUGAGGAGCCGGCGAAGGAGGAGGCAGAUGGCAAGCAGGAGGACUCUGGUCCACUUGCUACGGAAGGUGAGAAGCUUGGUUCUUCUAUCGCGGGGACGAUGGCGAGCAUUCAGGAACAGCUACGACAGCUUGAGGGUGUGAGUGAUGAAAUGGUCGAAAAUCGUGCCAGGAUCAUCAAUGCCCUCGAACAGACCACCCAAAGGAUGAAGUCUGGUUCUAGCAGUCCCCCUAUAUCAAGCCCCAGCAACCCCACUCUACCAAACACCAGCAGCAACACCAAUGACAUCGUGGCUUUGUAG